Molecule: messenger RNA, 1581 nt
Organism: Coniosporium apollinis CBS 100218
Lineage: Eukaryota; Fungi; Ascomycota; Dothideomycetes
Exons: 2
Coding region: 1-1581 (526 amino acids)
Source: RefSeq, a predicted model, not a curated record
AUGUCGGCGGCGACCACCUCUCUUGGGCUGAGUCUGACGUGGCCCACACUACCUAAUCUACCCUUCAUCAAUAACUCUCUACAACCUCCCAGAAAGCUACAUUUCCUGCUUGUCCCAGUCGUCGUGUUGAGCGGCUACCACGUUUUCACCAACGUCGUCCGCCUACAGUUCUUAGCAAACAGAGAGAGGAGAGACGGCAAAGUCACCCAGGUAGCCAAGCAUCUACUUGAAAAAGCACCCAAGAUGCGCGAGAUAGACGCGCACUUCGACGCCUACGAGCACCUUGCCUACCUCCCUCGUGCAAAUGAGGCCCUCCACAGCCUUCGCAAGGCGGCCUCCAUAGUGAAGCCCAUCAUGCGCAUGCGUGGCUGGAAGGUCGGCACUCUCAGCGAAUUCUUCCCAGAGGAACCCGCCCUGAUGGGUCUGAACGUCAACCAAACACAGCGGAUAUUAUUGCGGCUUCGCCACCCGGGAGAUGCGAGCCAGUUCCUGCCCUUCGAGCAGGUGGUUGACACGCUACUCCACGAGCUCUCUCAUAUUGUCCGAGGUCCUCACGAUGCCAUCUUCCACAAGCUUUGGAAUGAGCUGCGCGACGAGUACCAGACGUUGGUUGCCAGGGGCUACACUGGAGAAGGCUUUCUGGGUGAUGGAAAGAAGCUCGGCGGCCGACGAGUCCCACUUGAGGAGAUGCAGCGUCAAGCUCGCGCCGCAGCAGAGAAACGUCGAACCCUCACCAAGGGCUCUGGCCAACGUCUAGGAGGAAGCUCCGUCCGGCCAGGGGAAGACAUGCGCAAGGUUAUUGCAGAUGCAGUCACUCGACGCAACCAAAUGGCCACAACGAACUGUGGUGCCGGAACGAAAGAGGGUGAUCGAGCAGCGGAGCAGGCGCGACGCAACGGAUUCCGGACGAAGGCCGAAGAGGACGACGCCAACAACGUAGCAAUCUCCAAAGCCCUGAGCGAGCUCAUGGAACAAAACGAAGAGAGAAAGCUCGAAGAGGCCGACUUCUACAGAGGACAUGGUUCGGAUGGGUUGAGCUGGGACCCCAAGAGCGGGCUCCAGCUGGAUGGGCCUGCAACACCGCGACAGCCAAAAUCAAUGUUUCCACCAGCGCAAAAGCGGUCUGCGCCUGCAACCGAGCUUGCCCAGCCUCGACCCGUUCGCAGCGGCCGUCCGGUAUCUCGUCUUGUAGCCGAGGAUGAUGCAAAAAGAAGCGGCGAGAGACCUUCCACUGCCUCAUCCAGGCCUUCGGCACCACAGUUCUCAGCCAGCGCGGAACCAAGUUCGACUAGCAGCGUCUGGCGCUGUCCAAGAUGCACGUUUGACAAUUCGACGUAUCUGCCAUCGUGCGAAGUGUGCGCAGCGGAAAGGCCUCCUCUCUCCGUCAAUAACGGACAGACUCGGUCAGCCAACGAUACGAGGCAAAGGAGUGGUAACGGAGCAGGGCCCUCCUCCGGAUCCGCACCCACACAAGCGAAUGCGGCGCAGCCGCUCGGCUGGGUAUGCGGCUUUUGUGGCACGUUCAUGGAAUCCAAAUGGUGGACCUGCUCGUUCUGCAACAGGAUGAAAACCUCGUCCUGA